Messenger RNA from Hyaloscypha bicolor E, 1047 nucleotides. RefSeq lists its product as uncharacterized. Bases 1 to 1047 code for a protein of 348 amino acids. The transcript is spliced from 2 exons. The record is from RefSeq and is a predicted model, not a curated record. Gene Ontology annotation, molecular function: metalloendopeptidase activity. Lineage: Eukaryota; Fungi; Ascomycota; Leotiomycetes; Helotiales; Hyaloscyphaceae.
AUGUGGCAGUCGUAUUUGAAAAUAUCACGCCUUACUCUUGUUUUCAUUCUCCUCACCACCUCACUCGCAUGUCCUGAUCCUUGGGAGGCUCUAAGACUUCCCGAUGGGAAGAUUAUAGGAGGAGCUUCCAAACCAUUGACCUUACGCAAUGAAUCAAGUCACGACAAAAGAUGGAUGCAGAUGGUUCCCGGAAGAUUUGGGUACGGAGAUCUUUGGCCAGGAGGCACAAUAAUUUAUUGCAUGGGUGCUUCAAUCACUGGAGCUGCAGACCGUACCGACAUGCGUCUGAGCCUUCAGGCCGCGUGGAAACUCUGGGUUGAUGCAGGAAUUGACCCAAAUGUCCAGGAUUUCAGAGAAGGGACGGUUGGGGACUGCUCCUCCCCAGGAAAUGGGGCUCUCACUGUUGAAAUUUCUUCUGAUGGCACAAUGCACUCAAACUAUGGAAGAUACUCGGACGGUUCAGUAAUGGUGUUGAUUCCUAGAAACGACGUAGGUAUGGGGGAUAAAAUCGCAAAUUAUGCACAUGAAAUAGGGCAUGCUUUCGGACUCCUCCACGAGCAUCAGCGUCCCGAUGUAUGGACAGCAGAGUAUGGCGGAACAGCCGUGACGCCAAGCUUUUUCUUCAAUUGCCAAAAUCUUAAAGAUUUUGCUGCUUUGGAAGCAACUAGGGGAGCAAAAUCCGCGGGCGAAGCGUGUCAAUCAUACAGCAAGGCCAUUGAGUUUGAGUUUUCCGCCUCUCAUUUUCUACCGGAACCGAGGGAUGAAAGCGGUGUGGCUGGUGGACCUCUGGACUUGAAAUCAAUCAUGAUAUACCCGUCCAGAGCUGGUGGAAUCAAUCCUGGGACCACCCCUGCAACAGGCAGACUCGUCUACACUUUGUGGGACGGCACCGAGAUUCUACCAAGAUUUGUCCCCAGCCAAUUCGACGUAAAGAACAUGAAGUCACUCUAUCCAGCAACUGCACCACAGACAACUCCCUGUUUUGCCUUCCAAGCUUGCAGUCCCUUUCAACACAUGUUUAAUCAGGUGGUGGGCUGCCGCAGGUAA